CGACGGCCAAGCGGAUCACCACUGAAGGCAGAAAACUACAGCGACAACUUUCGUUCUAAACACAGCUACUUCCGUGUUUGUGCUGACGCGUCGUGAGUUUUUUCAACCCUCUUCGGCGCAUACGUGUCAGUCUUCUUUCACAGUGGAACUAGAGACGGUCGGACACUUACGAACCAUGGCACCCAAAGGUAGCAGCAAACAGCAAUCCGAGGAAGACCUACUCCUCCAGGACUUCAGCCGAAACCUGUCUGCAAAGUCCACCGCGCUUUUCUACGGAAAUGCGCUAAUCGUGUCCGCAAUUCCAAUUUGGCUGUUCUGGAGAAUCUGGCACAUGGACCUCGUCCAGUCAGCGGUCCUGUAUGGAGUCAUGACACUGGUCAGCACCUACUUGGUGGCCUUCGCCUAUAAGAAUGUCAAGUUUGUCCUCAAACACAAAGUUGCCCAGAAGCGAGAGGAUGCCGUCUCCAAGGAGGUGACCAGGAAACUAUCUGAGGCGGACAACCGCAAGAUGUCUCGUAAAGAGAAGGAUGAGAGGAUCCUGUGGAAGAAGAACGAGGUAGCUGACUAUGAGGCCACCACCUUCUCUAUCUUCUAUAACAACACUCUGUUCCUGGUCCUCGUCAUCAUCGCCUCCUUCUUCCUGCUGAAGAACUUCAACCCCACCGUUAACUACAUCCUGUCCAUCAGUGCCUCAUCUGGCCUCAUCGCCCUGCUGUCCACUGGAUCCAAGUAAAGGAGGAAAUAAAUGACUGAGAAGAGGGAGGGGUGGCUGGGGUGAAUGAAUGUGAGGAGAAUAAAAUAAUCACAAUUUCA
Messenger RNA from Salmo salar (Atlantic salmon), 813 nucleotides. RefSeq names its product translocon-associated protein subunit gamma. NCBI's taxonomy places the organism in Eukaryota, Metazoa, Chordata, Actinopteri, Salmoniformes, Salmonidae. The record is from RefSeq and is a predicted model, not a curated record. Gene Ontology annotation, cellular component: membrane; endoplasmic reticulum. Gene Ontology annotation, biological process: SRP-dependent cotranslational protein targeting to membrane.